UUCAUCUCCAGAUCAUCUCCAGAUAAGACAAAAUGUUCUCUCUGUGGGGGAUCAUUGCCCUUUUCCUUACAAUCAACUCAAGCCAUGGUUCUGAAAUUAUCAAUGGGAAAGAAGUGAAGCCGCACUCGUUGCCCUACAUGGCUUUGCUGGAGUCAAGCCAACCAGUCUGUGGAGGAAUAUUAAUUGAUCCAAACUGGGUUCUGACUGCUGCACACUGUGAAGGCAUUAAGACUGUGUUACUGGGGGUGCACUCCAUCAAAAACAAGAAAAAAGAAAAGAAGUACCGGCAGGUCCGUAAGGUGGAGACAAGUGUACCUUAUCUUAAAUUUGACCCUCAAACAAAAGUCAAUGAUCUCAUCUUGCUCAAGCUGGAUGAACCAGUAAAGGAAACCAAUUGGGUCAAAGUUCACCAGCUGAGCAAUGUUGUCAAAGACCCAACAGAAGGCUCUUCCUGUUUGGUGGCUGGAUGGGGAAAAUCCAACAAAAAUAAACCUAUGUCAGAUGUUUUGAUGUCUGCUAAAGUUACUGUGAUUAACAGAAAGAAGUGCAACUCUCCAGACUAUUAUAAUAAUACGCCAUAUAUUACCAAGGACAUGAUAUGUGCGGGGCCAAGUGGGAAAAAAAGAGAUGCAGACACCUGUAAGGGGGAUUCAGGAGGACCAAUAUUUUGUAAUGGAGUUCUAGUUGGGGUCACGUCUUUCGGGGGAUCCGAGCUUGAGCCCUGCGGGUCAGUGAAGAGGCCUGGGGUUUACACUUUCCUAUCAAAAUACCAUCUUAACUGGAUCAGGAAGACACUGAACAAAACCGAAUAUGAAAUGUUGUCUCUGAGGGAUUUCGUUGCUUUCAUCUCCUGGGUCUUCUUCUUUUCUUUCAAUUCAAGUUAUGGUUCUGAGAUUAUUGAUGGGAAUGAAGUGGAGCCCCACUCGUUGCCCUACAUGGCUCUGCUGGAGUCAAACGUACCGAUCUGUGGAGGAAUAUUAAUUGAUCCCAACUGGGUCCUGACAGCAGCACACUGCAAAGAUGUUAAGACUGUACAGCUGGGGGUGCACUCUAUCAAAGAAAAGGAAAAGGAAAAACAAUACAGGCAGGUCCGAAGUGUGUCAAAACACAUCAUCCAUCCCUGCUAUGAUGAGGCUGAAAAACGCAACGACCUCAUGUUGAUCAAGAUGAACAAGCCAGCGAAGAGAACCAAAUGGGUUCAAAGUCUCAAGCUGCAAACUGCUGUAAAAGAGCCAGCAACCGGGUCCGUCUGCAUGGUGGCUGGAUGGGGGAAAACAAACAACCGUGGCAAAAUGUCUGACGUCCUGAUGUCCACCAAUGUGACAGUAAUCGACAGAGAGAAGUGCAACUCUCCAGAUUAUUACAACCUUAAGCCGUAUAUUAACAAGAACAUGCUUUGUGCCGGGUCAGAUGGAGAAAACAAUGCCGACACUUGUCAGGGGGAUUCUGGAGGACCAAUACUGUGCAAAAAAGUUCUGGUUGGAGUCACAUCAUUUGGGAAGUUAUGUGGCUUAAAAAAGAAACCUGGAGUUUACUCUUUCCUGUCAGAAAGGCAUCUUAACUGGAUCAAGAAGACAAUGAAGACACCUAAAACUGAAUAACUCAUAUCUAUAUUGUACUGUUAAAUUCUCA
This is a messenger RNA of Poeciliopsis prolifica (blackstripe livebearer), 1632 nucleotides long. Its product is annotated as coagulation factor IX-like. The transcript is spliced from 10 exons. Gene Ontology annotation, biological process: proteolysis. Gene Ontology annotation, molecular function: serine-type endopeptidase activity. The record is from RefSeq and is a predicted model, not a curated record. Lineage: Eukaryota; Metazoa; Chordata; Actinopteri; Cyprinodontiformes; Poeciliidae. The coding region runs from base 33 to 1601 and encodes 522 amino acids.